This is a messenger RNA of Thunnus maccoyii (southern bluefin tuna), 2928 nucleotides long. It is a transcript of the gene plk1, whose product is annotated as polo-like kinase 1 (Drosophila). Lineage: Eukaryota; Metazoa; Chordata; Actinopteri; Scombriformes; Scombridae. The record is from RefSeq and is a predicted model, not a curated record. Gene Ontology annotation, molecular function: protein serine/threonine kinase activity; protein binding; ATP binding. The transcript is spliced from 11 exons. The coding region runs from base 398 to 2146 and encodes 582 amino acids. Gene Ontology annotation, cellular component: nucleus; cytoplasm; spindle pole. Gene Ontology annotation, biological process: mitotic cell cycle; regulation of cytokinesis; protein phosphorylation.
GUAACGACCGAGGCAGCAUUUUAAACUUGUAGCAGAGACUGUUGUUAAAAGGCAGGACAGGGAAACGCAGCAGCCACCGGGGGACAGGUUUGCCGACUAAUUUGAUGUCAACCUCAGUUUUUUUUUUUAAAUCUUGAGAUUCGCAUGCACUAUAUCUUUUGUCGUAAAACCAAAGGUUUGAAUAACGUUCGCGUUCAAAGGUGGUUAACGUUAGUUUUGAUUUGAAUUCAUACGUGUUUGCAACCUGACGAGCAAACGAGCGUCCAGAGCUGAGCUAACGUCGGUUGAGGGUCGGGUUAACAAUAGUUUGACCCUUCCAGCUACCAUCGAUACCUGGCCUCCUGAAGAAUUUUUAAAACGUUUCUUUUAAAGACGUCGACGAGCACUUUAAUCCGAAAUGAGUGCGGGUAUUGCGAAGCCGGCGAACCCGUCGGCACAUGUCGACCCAAAAUCGGCUCCUCUCAAAGAAAUCCCAGAUGUCCUGGUUGACCCACGCACCAUGAGAAGAUACACGAGGGGAAGAUUCCUCGGAAAAGGUGGUUUCGCCAAAUGCUACGAAAUCACAGAUGUGGAGACGAAGCAGGUUUUCGCCGGAAAAAUCGUGCCCAAAUCCCUGAUCCUGAAGCAACACCAGAGGGAGAAAAUGACCUCCGAAAUCGCCAUUCACAAGAGUCUCAACCACCCAAAUGUCGUGGGCUUCCACGGUUUUUUCGAAGAUGAGGACUUUGUCUUUGUUGUCCUGGAGAUCUGCAGGAGAAGGUCCUUGCUGGAGCUGCACAAGCGUCGUAAGGCUGUGACUGAGCCCGAGGCUCGGUAUUACAUGAUGCAGCUGCUCAAGGGUAUCCAGUACUUGCACAACAACAGGGUUAUCCACAGAGAUCUGAAACUGGGCAACAUCUUCCUCAAUGAUGACAUGGACGUCAAGAUAGGGGACUUUGGUUUGGCCACUAAGAUUGAGUUUGAUGGCGAGAGGAAGAAGACCUUGUGUGGAACACCCAACUACAUUGCACCUGAAGUGCUUUGCAAGAAAGGCCACAGCUAUGAAGUGGACGUCUGGUCCCUCGGGUGUAUAUUGUACACUUUGUUGGUGGGUAAGCCCCCAUUCGAGACCUCCUGUCUGAAGGAGACCUACAACCGCAUCAAGAAAAACAACUACACCAUCCCUUGGCACAUCAACCCGGCAGCGUCCUCUCUCAUCAAGCGGAUGUUGCACGCUGAUCCCACUCAGAGGCCUACCAUCGCCGAGCUGCACACCGACGAGUUCUUCACAACUGGCUACAUCCCCUUACGUCUGCCCACUACCUGCCUCACAGUGCCUCCGAGGUUCUCCAUCGCCCCCUCCUCAGCUGUGGAGCUCAGCCAGAGACGCCCGCUGACUGCUAUUAACAACAAGGCAGAGACAGAGAAGGUGGACGUGAAGGACGAGCCUGGGCAAAGGGAGCCUGAGCCUGCAGAAAACCACCUGAAAGACAUGCUUCAGCAGCUCAACACCAUCAUUGCUGCCAAACCCUCUGAGAAGGCCAUCAUACGCCAAGAAGAGGCAGAGGAUCCUGCAUGUAUCCCAAUCUUCUGGAUCAGCAAAUGGGUAGACUACUCUGACAAAUAUGGAUUAGGCUACCAGCUCUGUGACAACAGCGUGGGCGUGCUGUUCAACGACUACACGCGCAUGAUAAUGUACGCCGACGGAGACAGUCUGCAGUACAUCGACAAGGCAGCAGCUGAAUCCUACCUCAGCGUGCGCUCUUACCCCACAACACUCAACAAGAAGAUAACGUUGCUGAAAUACUUCCGCAAUUACAUGAGCGAGCACCUGCUGAAGGCCGGCGCCAACAUGGCACGGCGGGAAGGUGACGAGCUGGCACGGCUGCCCUACCUCUCCCUCUGGUUCAGAACAAAGAGCGCCAUCGUCCUGCACCUCACCAACGGCACUGUUCAAAUCAACUUCUUCCAGGACCACACCAAGCUGAUCCUGUGCCCGCUGAUGGCUGCCGUGACCUACAUCGACGAGAAGCGAGACUUCCGCACGUACAAGUUGUCUCUUCUGGAAGAGUUCGGCUGCAGUAAGGAGCUGGCCAGCCGCAUUCGCUACGCCAAGCUCAUGGUGGAGAAACUGCUGGACAGCAAGCCUUCCCCCGCCGCACAUUAGACCACUUUUUUUUUUUCACCACAGUCUUUUAAUCACCGACCACUCCUUCCGGUCUGCCAGCCUCCUAACAGGACGGGAUUUUUCCUGUGUUUUAUUGAAGGGUCAUCUUUUGAGGCUUUGACAUGUACUAUGAAAAUUUAUCUUUCUAUCUAUAUAUUUUGUACAUGAAUGUUGAAUUUCAGUCUCUCAGCGCUGUGUUUCACCCACCGAUUUUUAUCGUUGUUCCUGCUGUUAAUAGAAACUCACUAUCUUAACUUUCCUUGGUGACGAUUGCUCUUGACAAACACGUUCCUGCUGAUGCAAUCGUAGCCGGCCGCAUCGCCGGCAGCGCAGCAGGCGAGUUGACCCCGUACAGUGAAAUAAGUCAAGGAGGGAAAGAUGCAUGUUCAGUACGCCUCCCUUACUCUCCGUGCUAAUGGUUUGUUUGCAUUUAUUCUUGUCAGUCAUGCAUUUAAACCUAAAGCCUAGUGGACAAAUGUGUUGUGGGGGAUUGAGGCUCAGUCUGGCUGUGUGGAAAAAAGCUUUUCUGGUCUGGUUCUCUAGUUUGUCUGUUUCGUCUGUUUUAUUUGGUUGUAUGUGUGUGUGUAGAGAAAUGGACCAUGUUAAUAUGUCUUCAUCAUGUACAUUCUUUUCUCUAGUUUACUUUUUACUCUUUUUAUAAGUGUUUUAGGUGUCUUGUCUCUUUCAACAAGAUGUACAAACGUGUACAUACUGCUGAGUAUCCAUACAGGUUGUAAAGAUUUUACCCAAGUUUAAAUAAAGAUUCUCUGAUCAAGACAAAA